AUGGACGGAGAGGCGUGCGAGGGCGAGGGCGAGACGGCGAAGGAGCACGAGAGCAUGUGUGUGGACGCGACUGGAGGGGUGGGCGAGGGCGAGGCAGUAGAGGAGGGUGAGGCGGCGGUCUCCGCGGCGGCGGCGGGGCAGUAUGGGAAUGGGGAUGGGAUGGGGAUGGAGGUGGGGGUGGGGGUGGGAAUCAGAAUCAGAGGCGGAGGGCGGUGCUGGGCGGCAUCGGAUCAGUCGGGAGAGAUUGAGGUCGAAGGGAAGCGGGCUCGAGCGGAAGGGGAGAGCGGUGUCGUCGUAAUCGUCGUCGACGACGGAGGAGGAGGAGCCGCAGUCGCUGCGGCAGUCUUGAUCGGGUUGGGGCGAGGAGGGUGGAGGGUGGAUGACGGCGCGGGCGGCGGAGGAGGGAGAAUGCGGGGGCCGCCUGAAGGACUCGACGGUGGAGCUCAGGCUGCUGGUGGUGCUGAAACUGCGGCUGCGGCGGCAGCAGCGGCCCAGCGGCAGCAGAGGAGCAAGGCUCGGCGGUGGUGGAAGGAGGGGAGGAGGAGGGGAGGAGAUUGUGGCUGGGGAGGAUGGAGGGAUGAGGGGAGGGUAGGGGGAGGGGAAGUUGGUCUGCCUUGGGGCCGCGAGGGCGCGGGCGGCGGCGUUAGGCGCGGCGCGUCCCGCGGAGUCGAAGGUGCCGAGCCAGCACCGCGCUCUUCAGGGGCGCGGAUCUCCGCGCGAACUCGACCGCCACGGCCGCUUCCGCACUCCCCCGAUACCUCACGCCACCCACCCCACCCCUCUCUGGCGCAAAAAAAAAGAGACUCCGCGGCGGCGGCGGCAGGUAAUGGGAAUGGGGAUUGGGAUGGGAUGGGGUGGGGUGGGAAUCAGAAUCAGAGGCGGAGGCGGUGCUGGGGCCGCGUCGGCAUCGUCGGGAGAGGUUAG
This is a messenger RNA of Ananas comosus (pineapple), 924 nucleotides long. RefSeq names its product spidroin-1-like. The transcript has 3 exons. The record is from RefSeq and is a predicted model, not a curated record. Lineage: Eukaryota; Viridiplantae; Streptophyta; Magnoliopsida; Poales; Bromeliaceae. Bases 1 to 924 code for a protein of 307 amino acids.